Molecule: messenger RNA, 1254 nt
Organism: Quercus lobata
Lineage: Eukaryota; Viridiplantae; Streptophyta; Magnoliopsida; Fagales; Fagaceae
Exons: 1
Coding region: 1-1254 (417 amino acids)
Molecular function (GO): RNA-DNA hybrid ribonuclease activity; nucleic acid binding
Source: RefSeq, a predicted model, not a curated record
AUGCUGGCCGCCCUCAACCGGUUCAUCUCAAAAUUUUCAGAUCGGUGUUGUCCUUUUUAUCAGCUUUUGAAGAAGUGGAAGGGGUUUUGGUGGGAUGAUGAAUGUGAAAAAGCUUUCCAGAACCUUAAGGAAUACUUAGGGCGAGCACCAAUGUUGAGUGCAUUAGAGCCCGGAGAGGAAUUGUUCAUAUACCUCUCUGUAUCCAAACAUGCUAUAAGUGCAGUGCUUUUAAGGGACCAGGGAGUACAACGGCCUGUGUAUUAUAUCAGCAAGACUCUAGUUGACGCCGAGACCAGGUAUUUGCCCUUGGAGAAAUUGGUGUUGGCCCUAGUGCAUGCUACCAGGAAAUUGCCUCAGUACUUCCAGACUCAUACCGUAUAUGUGCUGACCGAACAUCCUUUACAAUCAUUAUUGAAAAGAUCUGAUCUCACGGGGCGAAUUGCUAAGUGGGGGACACGGCUCGGGGCAUUCGACGUGAGGUAUAAGCCGAGAAAUGCAGUAAAGGGGCAAGUAUUAGCAGAUUUUGUAGCAGAAUUCUCUCCUAAAGGGGAAAUGGUCUGUCAGGUGGAGCACCGCCCGUGGAAGGUACAUGUGGAUGGGGCUUCCAACGCCAAAGGGGCCGGAGCCGGGGUAGUCAUAAUCACCCCGGAAGGAAUUCUCUUGGAGCAUUCGUUCAGAUUGGGGUUUAACGCUUCCAACAAUAAGGCAGAGUAUGAAGCUUUGCUUGCCGAACUGAGGGCAGUUUCACAAUUAGAGGCCCUGGAUGUAGAGAUUUAUUCGGAUUCAAGACUCAUAGUCAACCAAGUGCAAGGGAGUUUUGAGGCUCGAGAUCCUCGGAUGAAAACAUACUUAGACUUGGUGAAGCAGGUCAUGGACGACUUUUGUAUGGUGAAGGUGAUUCAAGUGGCCCGAGCACAGAACAGACAUGCUGACUUUCUCGCCACUUUGGCAUCGUCAAUUGCCAAAGAUAUUCCCCAGCUUAUCAGAGUGGAACUUGUUCCCGAACCUACUAUUAAGGCGGCAGGAAAUGAAGAGGCUACAAGAGUCAAAGUCACAGCAGUCGUAACACUUAGAUCGAGCUGGAUGGACCCCAUCAUAGAUUUCUUGGUCGAUGACCGGAUUCUGGACGAUGAGAAGGAGGCCAACAAGGUUCACAGGGUGGCCUCCCAGUAUUGGUUGUCCGGAGAUCGGGGAAACUCUAUCGUAGGUCAUUUGGAGGGCCAUAUCUGUUAUGCUUACACCCGGAGAAGGUAG